Molecule: messenger RNA, 2928 nt
Organism: Pygoscelis adeliae (Adelie penguin)
Lineage: Eukaryota; Metazoa; Chordata; Aves; Sphenisciformes; Spheniscidae
Product: SH3 domain-binding protein 1-like
Exons: 16
Coding region: 1-1722 (573 amino acids)
Biological process (GO): signal transduction; regulation of actin cytoskeleton organization; positive regulation of GTPase activity
Cellular component (GO): cytosol; intracellular anatomical structure; cytoplasm
Molecular function (GO): GTPase activator activity; protein binding
Source: RefSeq, a predicted model, not a curated record
AUGAUGAAGAGGCAGUUUAAUCGGAUGCGGCAGCAGCUGUCCCAUCCCAACAUCACCAGCCGAGCCCAAGAAGCAACCGAGCUUCUGCCGGAAGAUUUGCUGCAGAUCGAGCAGAGGAUCGAGCCGGCCAAGCGAGCAGCUCACAGUGUGUCCAAGAGGCUCCAAGCCUGCCUGCAGGGGCAAUGCGGCUCCGAGAUGGACAAGCGAGUGAAGAAGCUGCCCUUGAUGGCUCUGUCCACGACGAUGGCUGAGAGCUUCAAGGAACUGGACACAGAGUCCAGCCUUGGGAAAGCCCUGGAGAUGGGCUGCUGCAUACAGAGCUCACUGGCCAAAAUCCUGGCCGAGUUCGAGAUCACCCUGGAGCACGACGUCCUGCAGCCGCUCAACAAGCUCAGUGAGGAGGAGCUUCCCAUCAUCCUGAAGCGCAAGAAGACCCUCCAGAAGUUGAUCUCUGACUGGAACACCAUCAAGAGCCGGCUGAACCAAGCUGCCAAGAGCUCCAGUAACAGCUCUGGUGCUGGUGCUGGCCCCGGGGCGUCUUCUGCUGCCAACAAACUGGAGAUCUUGAAGGAAGAGGAGGAGGAGGUGAAGAGGAAGGUGGAGCAGUGCAAGGACGAGUACAUGGCUGACCUCUACCACUUCUCCACCAAAGAAGACAGCUACGCCAGCUACUUCAUCAGACUGCUGGAAAUCCAAGCCCAGUACCACCGGCAGUCUCUGGGAUCGCUGGACUCGGCUCUGGCAGAGCUGAAGGAAAGCCACAGCCAGACAGGUGCGCUGAAAUCCUACCUGCGAGAGCUGCCUCAGCCUUUGAUGACCUUCGAGCUCUACAACGAAUGGGUCAAAGUGGCCAGCUUAAAGGACGUUGACAGCCGUGUGCAGAGCCUGCAAGACACCUGCAGCCGCCUGCCCCGGGAGAGCUACAACAAUCUGAGGUAUCUGAUCAAGUUUUUAGCCAAGCUGGCUGAACACCAGGAGUUGAAUAAAAUGACCCCCAGCAACAUUGCCAUCGUGCUGGGCCCCAACCUGCUGUGGACGCAGCAGAGCACAGGAGACCCUGUGCAACUGGACUUGGCCUCGGUCUCCUCCAUCCAGGUGGUGGGUGUGGUGGAAGCCCUCAUCCAGAAUGCGGACACCCUCUUCCCUGGAGAGGUAGAUUUCAAUGUCUCGGGCAUGUUCAUGCCGCCUGCAAACAGUGGACUUGGCGAGGCUGCCCCAGUGGAAGAGCCAUCCCCUGAGCCCCCUCCGGCCGGCAUCCCUGCUCUCCUGGAUGGAGAGGCCACCUCGAAGGACCCCGAGGCCAGGUCCCAGCCAGCAUCCCCAGCGGUGACCAGACCGUCUCCUGAAGCUGCAGGGCCACCGGCUCCACAGAUGACCGACGACACCACCCGCAAAGGGACGGGCAGCCUCACGGCCGCGGUGGAAACCGCUUGGGGCCGCAAGGCGCUGGUGGUGGGGAAGCCGAACACCUACAUGUUUGAUUGCAUCGUGGAGCGUUUCGGCGUUGACCCGUCCCGCACCCUCAUGGUGGGAGACCGUCUGGAGACAGAUAUCCUCUUCGGCAAGAACUGCGGCCUCUCUACCAUCCUCACCCUGACGGGUGUCUCCCGCCUGGAAGAGGCACAGGCCUACAUGGCCAGCGACAGUGCCGCUGCCAAGGAUCUGGUGCCCAAUUACUAUGUGGACAGCAUUGCAGACUUGAUACCGGGCCUGGAUGAGUAGCAGUCUGUAUAUAUGAGGGCAGAGGGGUCGGGUUCCCCAUCCCAGAUCUCCAUCUGUUCCCAUUUUUCUCUCACUGCCCUAUCCCCUCAAUUCCCGGUUUCUUCACAUUCCAACGCCCUUCUUUGGGGGCAAAAUGGGGGUUGGCAGGAGGGGGCAGGGUUCAAGUUGUCUCCUGCUGAGAGCUAUCCAUGACGGACGGAGUCCUUCUCUCCCUCAUAUGCCAGCUGCCAGCAUCUCUGGGAGAAAGCUGGAGGCCUUGAGGCUGACGGGGAGGUCAAAUCAGUGUGUACCUGUGGCCUCUCCUCCUGCAGGAGUUAGGGACCGGCUGUCUUACUAUUAUUUUUCUCUUAGAUAACCAGUGGCGGCCUUUUACUGCUGUCCCUUCACUCGUAACUCUCGACUUCUGAGCUGCAUCCCUGCAGUCCUUGUGGUAAUCCCCUCCUUGCCAGGGGACUGGCUGGCAUUGUCACCCACCCGGUCUCCAUUGGUGCCAGGGCAUGUGGAAGGAGCGUUCUGGAGCGAUGAAUGAGAGCAUCGCUGCCUCCCACGAGUGAAAGGGAGCAUUGCCUCAUCUCAUCUCUCCCCCAUUCCUUAGAGAUGUUUCCCCCACCACCCCCUGCCCUGACUCAGUUAAUAACUGUGCCAGUGUCCAUGUGAAGGACUAUAGAAAGGGAAGAGACUGGUUUGAGGGGGGUUUUUGUGCCAAACAGACAAGCUGUGACUGUGCACGGCGGGUCUGCGGUUCUACCUUGUUUUCAAGCACCCUUUCCAAAGGGGCUUGUGAAGGAGAGAGGGCUCCUAGGCCACAACAGCACAGCAGUAGUGAACUAUACAACUCUCCCCGGUUCCCCCUCCUUGGUGGAUUUUGCCAUAGUACGGUGAGAGAAAAGGGCUGAUGGGGGUCUGUUCAGCUGCUGGUGUGCAGGUGAGGUGUUGGUGGUAUUGUCACUGCUGUGAAUGUGUCACAGCCCUCAAAAUCAUUCCUUGCUGCUUUGUCUUUCUAUGUUUUUUUAAUUUCUUGAUCUUAUUUAUCAAACUUAUUUAUUGUUCAAAUACUGUAUUAUUUGUAUAAACUAUGCUGACUGGUUGCACCAAGGGGACAGGGGGCAGUGCCUUUGGGCCUCCCUUACUGUCCAUGUCCCAUGUUGAUGUUCUUACACUCACCGUGUCUCUGUAUAUAAUAAAGUGUGAGCGUAGGCUGGAAAU